AGACUACACAAUAAUGCAAAGAAGCGCUAACUCAGCAAGAAUAGUGAAAUCCGCAUUGGUUGUACUUCCAACCGAGUCCGGUCCAUGGUAAACAGUUGGAAGCUAAUGAUGGUCCCUCGAUUUGCUUUCUUAGCAGUGUCAUUGAUUUUAUAUAAACAAAUAACUUGAUUGCCAUGAAGAGCGAUGAAUUUAAUUACCACAUUCUCAAACGGCGCGAAUAACAUCUUUGUAGUUUUUGCUACCAUUCCAACCACUCACCCCAUCGCACAAGUAGGUAGCACCGGCACGCCGUCAGCCGACUCUCACUGUGCAAGCGCUGCCCUAACCGAAGUGUGGUAGUCCGUGAAGCAACAGGGUGCUGCUACCACUCCUGAAAGUCCACCGGAGAGACGACGACGACGACGGGGAUGACGAUGGCGCAAGCGCGCCACCCUGACACUGAGAACUAGCACUUGUUUAUUACCAUCCAUCGGCACGGGCGCCCGUGAGUGCCACGCCACCGAACCUGGAAGGGCACUUCUUUCCCAGCAGCUGAGCUAGGUGUUUCUCCGCUCGGCCAGCAAUCGUCAACAGUUGGUCGCAGUCUUUCACCACGAACAUGUGGCCAUCCUACCGACCGUCCCGGACGGGUAUCGCGCGGAAUGUUGAUCCGAACUCUUCACUGCUGUGAGGGCUCUUGGCAGAAACUGAUUGAUGAUGAUGAUGCCGUUGAUGUGGGGAUGCGAGGAAGUUUUACGGAACCAGUGCAUGUGUAGUGUCGUUUCAUCAAAUGUCGGUUAGAUGAUUUUUCCGGUUUCGGAUUAUCGGUUCUAGUUCUAGUUUUGCCGGGUUCUAUGUAGAAGAAGAAGAAGGUUCCCAGGGUAUGUUAUUAUGUGGUUUCUGUUACGGCGUAAAGUGGCUUAGAAUGUUCUCUGCCUGUGUGCGUGUGACGUCAUUUGCUGUUGUAGUUCUUUAUUCGAUGGUCAACUGGGUGAAAAGAAAUCAACCGAAAGUGCUCUCAAAUUGAUGUUUCUACUUACUGUGUUUCGAAAGCAAUAUUAUCUUUAAAAUAGUGGAAAGUAUGUAAAUGAGGCGUAAAAACCAUUCAAAAGGAAAAAAGUUAAAUACAAGAAAGAGGAAAAAACGAACACCUCACCAACGAAAAGUAUUAGUGCGUCGUGGUAUCACACGUGCUUUUGAUUCUAUAUGUGAAGUGACACAAGUUGAAAAAUUGUAUAUGUACACGGAGCGAAGGAAAAGCUUGCAAUUUUCACCUGUUCAAUAUUCCACUAUCGCAAAGGGUAGGAGGAGGGGAAGGUGGUGCCUUGUCCCUCAGCUCCUCAUCAGUCAAGUGAAGUGAAAGUAUGCGCUUUGAUACUUGGUCGGAGGGAUUCGUUCUACAGCUAGAUAGAUAGCGGUACGGUUUCGAGUAAAUGCAGUGAUUUUUCCAACCGAGUGCACUACGACAAAGCAGCGGCGAGGGGCGGAAUUGACACAGCUCCAGUACCUAGCCUAGCCGUCGGAAAAUCGACGGAAGCACACUUGCCGGAUGCCGUAGCUCGUCUGGCGGAUGCUGAAAAAAAAGUGUGAUUACAGCUAGUGUAAGAGCGUGAAUUGGAUAAUAAUGGUUUGCCGAGUGGAGAGGAAAAGCGACGAUUGCUGAUUACGGUCUCUCUCUCGCCUGCGAAUCUGCGAUCGGGAGUGUAUGUGUAUGUGUGUGAAGACGCCUCCCUCGAAUCAAACGAACCGGAAGUGAAGUCAGGACAAGGGUGCUUCAAUUUAAUGAAAGUAAAACAGAAAGCUGCACCAACUGUGCUACUGUGGAGCGGCGUCGUGAAAAGCCGGUGAACACAAUGUGGACAGUGCCGCUGAGGGCUGAACGAAAUUGGCAGAAUUCCAGCAGUGCUGAUGCUAGAUCCGGAAUGUGUCCGUGGUGCAGCAGCCCGGUGAAAGUGUACCGGGUGAAGAAAAAGUGUUACGACGACAACGUUCGAAACUGCAGUAGUGCUGGUAGUUACAAACUGUACCGAGAUUGAUUUGAGCAAGGAUAAAAGUGAACGCCGACCAAAGUUGCCGGCGAGUAGAAGCUGCUGCAUCCAGCGCCAAAUGUUGUCGGUUGUACUCAGUACGACCACGAUAACAAUGAACAGAGGCGAGCAGGAAAAUCUCUUUUGGCAGUCACGUAAUCUCAGACUGCAGCAAGAGGAGAAACAGCAGCGUCAGUGUCAACAGCAUCAUCAAGAGCAGCAACAAAAACAACAGCAAUAUUUUAACAAACCGCGUCAUUUUUCGUAUGGUAACAUCCAUCAAAUCAGUAACCUUCAUAUGCAAGCGUCCAAUUCGCGAUCGUUUGGCGAUGAUCGCGGCAGCGGCAGCCACCAGUUUGCUGGCGUUGCGUGUGAUGACCUGGUGCUCAGUGUGCUCAAGUCUCCGAUCAAGGAGACGACGAACCUGCUCAGUAGUAGCAGCAUAUGCGGUCAAAUCAUAUCGGCCAGUCCGAGUGCCGGUAGUAAUGGGCUGGGAACCGGAGCCAACACGGGAACGGCCACCACCCAAACAUCGAGUCCUUGUGCCGGAUAUCAGGCACUGCACGGGUCCGAAGAUGAAAUGAUCGACGACAUCGAGUCGGCAAUCGAAACAACCGAGCUGAACGCUGUCAAAGUGACAGCAGAACCGUCUUCCUCACCACGGGCAUUGAAGUUCCUGCGACGGUUUCGAACGGGUAAAACGGGACGUUUCGAACCGCACCAUCGACGUGUUCCAACGCCCGCCCGCCGCAGGAACCGAAGUCGUUCCCGUUCUAACGCGGACAUCCUGGAUGGAGUGACGACCGGUGAUGAUCCGUGCGAUGUUCUACCCGGAGACGAUCCGUGUGAUGAUGGCGGUGAUGCGGCGCCCAUCUCGCAGAAAAUCGGUGUUCCGGAUCCUUACUAUCCCAUCGCACUGCCGAUCGAUCAAGCAUUCAAAGCCAAAUAUGUUUUCCACCACCGCAGAGGCAAAACGGUGCAGGAGCGGUUCUACGUGUUCCUCGAGCAUCCGGUCGGCUGGCUGUGCUUUAUAUAUCAUUUUUCCGUGUUUAUGCUCGUGCUGGUGUGUCUGAUAUUUAGCGUACUGUCGACGAUAGACGAGUACAGUAAGUUCGCGAACGAGACCUUAUUCUGGAUGGAGAUCUGCCUGGUGGUGUUCUUCGGCGUGGAAUACCUGGUGCGGCUCUGGUCCGCCGGCUGUCGGUCCAAAUAUAUGGGCUUCUGCGGCCGGUUGCGGUUCAUCCGUAAGCCGAUAUGUAUUAUAGAUUUAAUAGUAGUAGUAGCAUCUAUGGUUGUGCUGUCAGUUGGCUCAAAUGGACAAGUAUUCGCCACCAGUGCCAUCCGGGGCAUCCGAUUUCUGCAGAUCCUCCGUAUGCUGCACGUGGACCGGCAGGGUGGUACCUGGCGGCUGCUUGGCUCCGUCGUUUUCAUCCAUCGGCAGGAAUUGAUAACGACGCUGUACAUUGGUUUCCUCGGGCUAAUAUUUAGCUCCUACUUUGUGUUUCUGGCCGAGAAGGAUAUCACCAGCCCGGACGGGCGGCAACCCUUCGCCAGCUAUGCGGAUGCCCUCUGGUGGGGCGUCAUCACCGUCACGACGAUAGGCUACGGGGACACGGUACCCCAGACGUGGAUGGGCAAAAUCGUAGCUUCGUGUUUCAGUGUGUUUGCAAUCUCGUUCUUCGCACUUCCGGCGGGCAUCCUUGGAUCCGGCUUCGCACUCAAAGUGCAGCAGAAGCAGCGCCAGAAGCAUUUCAACCGUCAGAUUCCGGCGGCCGCGAUGCUGAUCCAGUGUCUCUGGCGCUGCUACGCCGCCGACAAGAGCUUCCACUCGGAUGCGACCUGGCAGAUCUACGUCAAGUCGGACGACCAGAAUGCCAACAGUUCCAACAUCAGCACCGCCCUACCCUCGCAGCUGGGCAAAACCCUAAUGGUACAGGUGGCGAGACGCGGUGCAUCGGUGCUGAAGCGGAGAAAAUCACGAAAUCGGAUGGAAGUUCCCGGGCUGAAGAAUACGGUGGCAACGUCGGCGGCGGUGACGGCAUCCCCAGCGGCAACAGCAGCACCAUCCGGAGCCGGGGGUUCCGGCGCAGGCCCCGUCUCGACCCCCUCGGGAGUUGGUGGGUUCGGUGGGAGUUAUGGACCACUAGGGACUCCCGGGGCGGGUACGAGCAGUGCAGGAACCGGCGGUGGAGCAGGAAGUGAGAAUACCCUGGUGACACCGGUGACGCCGGCUGCGGAGUCGCAGCUGUCGAAAAGUGAAUCCGACGGGGACGUCGUGUUCUACAUGGAGGAACCGCGGGCGGCGGGAACCCCGUCCCGAAUCAGACGAAACGAUCCGAAUCGGGGUGCGUUUGUGAGCCAGAACAGCUCCGUUACGGAGGCACCAAGUGACGAAGUAGAGGCGGAACAGGAAGCAGAACCGGAACAGGACGACGAACCGGAACCGGCUCGGGUAACGCAAGCUCAGCGCAACUCGGAGACAUUUGUUGACACAUUCUCAGGGGAACUGAUAGCCGAUGCCGAUGAGGUUUACAGAAGCUCGGUGGAGCUGUCGGACAGCCACGGAUAUGCACGGAAAUUCAAUGGAGCUCAGGGCUUUUGUCAAGAGCCCAUAACCGAUUUCAGACUGACGGAAGCCCAUCGGAACGCCAUCCGAGCGAUCCGGAAAAUCAAGUACUUCGUUGCCAGGCGCAAAUUCCAGCAGGCUCGCAAACCGUAUGACGUCCGGGACGUCAUCGAGCAGUACUCCCAGGGCCAUCUCAAUAUGAUGGUCCGGAUCAAGGAGCUCCAGCGACGGCUGGACCAGACCCUAGGCAAACCGGGCAGCUAUCUGGCCGGUAUCGACCGGGUCGGUAACAUCAAACCGAUGACCGUCGGGGCGCGGUUGUACCGAGUCGAGCAGCAACUAUCUGUGAUGGAUAAGAAAUUAGAUCAAUUAACCCACGCCAUUAACUCAAUGACCCUGCAGCAGAAGAUGAUAUUACCCCCGAUCCAACCGCCAAUGUACUACGGCCCACAGACGCCGCAGCAGCACCAGCAGCUGGCCGUCUUGGGUUGUCUGUCCCCGCUGCAGUUACCCCCGGCACCCUCGCAAGCGAACUCACCAACGCCGACCAAGUGCAUCGAAGACGAUGUGUAAUAUUGGAUUUAAGCGAACACUGAUAGUGCAAUGUGGAAGUCUUUUUACCUUCAAUACUACAUUUAAGCAUCGUUGAAAUAGUUAUCUUUAAGACAGCGAGGAGAAGCAAGAAAUCAAUCCCUAAUAAUAGAGUAGAUAAUUCAAAAGUGAUUUUUAAUAACAAAUUCAACUCUAAACUAAUAAAUAAGUAAAAAAAAAAGUAAGAAACUGUAGUUGGAAGCGAAGACAAAGAAAUGCAUUUAAUAUCAAGCUAGAAAAAACAAACAAACCAAACAAGAAGUCGUAGAUAAGCGAACUGAAACUAAAGAAAGAUUUAAAGCACAAGAUUGAAUACCCUUUAAAAACUAUUCAUAGUUAAAAGAAAUGCUAAUCUCGCGAUACUUGAUCCAAACAAUCGGAAAGAAAACUCAUUGUGUAUAUUGUCGAACUAACGAAGCAAACGAAAUUUCAAAAUGGCCUAUCGGAAAGCAGCGAACUGAGUCCAGAGGGCGUGAGCACUUUUGUUUUAUGUUAUCCGUUUAAUUGGUGCUAAUUACGAUGGUAAGAGGUGGUCGAACUUUAUGCCGUUCAGUACAGUUACGUAGAGCAGAGAGAUAGGAAGGGGUCGUGUACUUUUGACUACUCAAUUGAAUCACAUGCAAAUCUUGAUCCAAUUUUAUCAAUGUUAGUUGUUGUGCAUCUAACUUAGAUAAAUCUUUUUUUUUUCUCUUUAGUAAAUUUGCAUGCCGUCAUCGAGAGUCAGAAUUAGAGAACGCAAAGUAACCCCAAUGUCGUAUAUACAGGUCUGGCGAAGAUGGCACUUUUGUAUUCGUAAGAAGAAUCUUACAUGAGUGGUGUGAGUGAUCACAGUAUAAAUCGACUUGCUUUCGUCAUACCGGUCGUUCCGCUCCCAUUGAAUCGUGUGACCGCUAUGACGUCGACCCUUUGUGCUUCUGGAUUGUUUACAUAUUUUUGUUUGUCAACACUAGCAAACCGUGUGUUCUGCCACACCUAUAUAUACCUCAUUGAAGUAACCCCCAAUGACGAUAUUGUUUAUAUUGUCGAUAGCUGACCAUAGUAAAACUAGAAAAACUCUAGAAAGAGAACUGCGGAGAGAAAAACUGCAUUUUUGGCAACGUAUGCCCCGGCAUUGUAUGGCAACACGUCCAAUGUUAUAAAGAUGGGCAAUGUUCGAUUGGAUUCGUUUUGUGACAGCUAAACCCGAAUCCAGUUUUUCUAAGUAAGGCUACACGAUCAGUCACCGCAGGCCCGUGCACAAGGGUAGGGUUUUUGGGGUUCAUACCCCUCCCAUGAUGGUUUUGAACAAUUUUUAAAAUUUUAUUAACUUCCCAUUCAGGAAAAAAUAAGGGAUGUACCAAGUUGGUAAGUAAGUCUCUAGAUCGGUUCACGUUUUGAUUAAAGACGCUGAAUUCCUCUGGAUAAAGACUCGACAUGUCAAUCGUUUGUUUACCAUUUAUCUGUCAGUGUCAUUCCAACCGAG
This is a messenger RNA of Topomyia yanbarensis, 6625 nucleotides long. Its product is annotated as potassium voltage-gated channel subfamily KQT member 1-like. Gene Ontology annotation, biological process: potassium ion transport; transmembrane transport. The transcript has 10 exons. Lineage: Eukaryota; Metazoa; Arthropoda; Insecta; Diptera; Culicidae. The record is from RefSeq and is a predicted model, not a curated record. Gene Ontology annotation, molecular function: voltage-gated potassium channel activity. Gene Ontology annotation, cellular component: membrane. The coding region runs from base 2086 to 5145 and encodes 1019 amino acids.